Molecule: messenger RNA, 3086 nt
Organism: Brassica napus (rape)
Lineage: Eukaryota; Viridiplantae; Streptophyta; Magnoliopsida; Brassicales; Brassicaceae
Product: ABSCISIC ACID-INSENSITIVE 5-like protein 2
Exons: 3
Coding region: 449-1246 (265 amino acids)
Biological process (GO): positive regulation of DNA-templated transcription
Cellular component (GO): nucleus
Molecular function (GO): DNA-binding transcription factor activity
Source: RefSeq, a predicted model, not a curated record
UAAAGUAAUCACUAAUCAGUAAUCACAAUUAUUAAAAACAAAAUUCUCUUCAAAAAAAUAAAGGGACGGAUUGAAAAGUUGCACAGUAGGCUUGGGAGUGUCACUUUCUGAAUCAAAAGGUUUACAACUACACCACUUCGAGAAAGACUCCCUUGUACAGAUCUAAUCCUUUUCAAGCUCCAAUUCGUUUACUUACCCUUUUCCAAAAGAUUGUUCCUUUUCUUUUUGUUAUUACUCUUCCUCGCUAGCGUUUCUGUAUCUUCGCUAGAAAAGAAAAGAAAAACAAUAUUCUUGCGAUUCCCAAGUUUAGUAACUGCAUUCGAUGCUGCAUGCAGUUCCCAAGACCCUUUCAGAUUGCUACUUCUUCUCAUUGGGUUUCAUUGUCUCUCUGCCGCGUGCUGUAAAAAGAUUGUUCCUUUUUGAUUGUUAGCUGCUGCUACUAAGCUUAAUGGAUUCUCAGAGGGUUAUUGUUGAAGACCCUAAAUCUCAGUUCUUGAAUAGGCAGCAAGGCUCCUCUCUCUAUACCUUAACACUCGACGAGGUCCAAACCCACUUGGGUAGUUCUGGUAAAUCACUUGGAAGCAUGAAUCUUGACGAGCUUCUCAACGAGGGUCUCUCUCGUCAGGGGAGUUUGGCUUUGCCGCGUGAUCUCAGCAAGAAGACUGUUGAUGAGGUCUGGAAAGACAUUCAGCAGGAUAAUAAGAAUGGUGGGAGUGCUCACGAGAGGAGAGACAAGCAGGGUGCGCUUGGGGAGAUGACGCUUGAGGACUUGUUGUUGAAAGCAGGUGUUGUGGCUGAGACUAUCCCUGGUUCGAACCAUGACGAUCCUGGUGGUGCUGCUGGUUUAGCUCCAUGGGUUCAGUAUCAUCAGCUUCCGUCAAUGACACAGCCUCGGUCAUUCUUGCCAUAUCUGGUUGCAGACAUGCAAGUGAUGGUGUCUCAGGCUUCUUUGAUGGGUGGUUUGUCAGAUACGCAAACUCCAGGAAGGAAGAGGGUGGCGUCAGGAGAAGUUGUGGAGAAGAUUGUUGAGAGGAAGCAGAAGAGAAUGAUUAAGAACAGAGAGUCUGCAGCUCGUUCUCGAGCUAGGAAACAGGCUUACACUCAUGAGCUAGAGAUCAAAGUUUCACGGUUAGAAGAGGAAAACGAAAGACUCAGGAGGCAAAAGGAGGUAGAGAAGAUACUCCCAAGUUCACCACCGCCUGAUCCCAAGCGGCAGCUCAGACGAACAAGCUCAGCUCCUUUCUGAUCUCAAAACUUUUUUACACUUUUGUCGGUUUGCGUAUAUAAAAAAAAAGAGAGAGGAAAACAUCUUUGUUUCUUUGUACAUUCCGUAGAGUUUCUGUUCUUGGCUUGGAGCAAUGCUAUUAAGUUUCUUGUUUUAGUAGCAGCAUCAAUCUUUUUCUUUGAUAUCAAAUUUGGUUGUGGAACAGAGGAAGAAAACUUGAGUUUGUAGAUUUUGAAUACAACAAUACUUUAUAAGUAUGUCUGUAAAUGGAUCAGUCAGAAAGGGAAACUGUUUGAAUUUGCCAAGCUUUACACUUAUGUGCCAGCUUUGUUCUCAAAUGUAGAACAUUAUCUUAAAUUUAAUCUUAAGAAUCUGUUUGCUAUAUGUUCUGCAACAGCCAAGCUUGACUUUAAACCAUGCGGUGCCAAAGAGAUUCACAAGACCAGGAACUUCAUUAGUCUUCUCACUUUAACAAAUAAGUAGAGGCUUGGGAACACAAAUGCUUUCACAACAAAAACCAAAAUGCCAUAGUGAACUAAGUAGUUGUACGGUCCUUAUACCCAUCCCUUGCAUCAGAUUCUUAUGGAAGCAUUCCCUUUAGCACACUUUUAAGAAAAUUUUAUGCUGAAUCCAUCUUUCCAUUAUCCAAUCAAGUGUGUCUUUUGCAUUCUUCAGGAGAAUGUCGUGGACAACAAGCCGAAGCUUGGUUGUGGGUGCAGAUUAGAUUCUCACCAUCCUGCUCUUAAAGUAAUGAAAGUUCCAUACGUACAAGACUAAUACAAGCGCUCAGGACUAAUAAGCUUCUGGUGAAAAGUCGGGAGAAACAGAAAGAUCUCCCCACCCAUGAAACUGCUCUUUCUCUUCGUGAGAUUCUACUCUGCAGCUGCAUUUUCUACGUUUAUAAGAGAAACAGGAGACUCUGGGACGUUCUGUCUGCUGCAUUGGCUGUAAUUGUAGUUGAAUACAUAGGAGCCUUAAUGCAUUCCAUUACUCAACAUGUUUAACUAUUGGAAGUCUCCCUUGAACUGUUCCUAGACUCAUUCAACUAUAAAUUAAAAAAAAAAAAUCAUCAUCAGUUUUUUUGUUUUUUGAAUGAAUGUUAAAUUUAUUCAAGACAAAAAACACUUUUGUACAUAGUUGUGUCAUUGUUUGAAAGGAUUAAAAUUGUAAAACUACUCUAGAAAAACACUUUCAUCUAGUAGCAAACCACAUUCCCAUAGCUGUGCUAUAUCAUCAUCAGUUUUGCAAACAGUAUUGCGCAAAUCUUUAAGCUUUCGUGAUGAUUCCAAUGGAUGCAAACCCUUGGCUGCCUUACAGGUUUUAGCUCAGACCUUGGAAGCAACAACACGACCGAAACAGUGCUCGAGUCGAGUCUUGUCUGUAUAGCCUUGUAUUUGAUCUUGACUUGAAAAACUAUUGCUUCACUGCAGAGCAUUUGGGAUCAUCUUCAAAAUCUGUGACCAGAACUGGAUAACCAAACCGAUGAAAUCAACCCUUCAGGCUAAACCGAAAAAAAGACAAUGGAGACUCAACCGGCGUUGUAUUGCUUGCGUUUCUUAUAGUUAAGCAAAGAGAUUUUGUUAUAAACUCCCCACAUCGGUAAGAUAGAGAGGCAGUGGUCAUAAGCUUGCACUAUAUAAUGAAGCCGAGUCCAUCCAUACAAAUCAUACCUUUCUCGGCCUUUUGGCUAAGAUCAAGUGUAGUAUCUGUUCUUAUCAGUUUAAUAUCUGAUAUGUGGUCCAUCGGACCACACGAUAUUAACUCUAUUUUUUAAGGGUGAAAGCCCAAUAAGAUAGCUUGCUAUCUGGGCUUUCGCGAGUCGUCCAAGCGUUGCACUACUGCAUGGACCUGGCUCAACCCA